This is a messenger RNA of Symbiodinium necroappetens, 1620 nucleotides long. NCBI's taxonomy places the organism in Eukaryota, Dinophyceae, Suessiales, Symbiodiniaceae. The record is from the annotation of a GenBank genome assembly.
AUGGCCGAGGCGGCAAAGGCAAAGGGGAAGAAGUUCGUCAAGAAGACCAAGCAGCCAGUGCGCCUGUAUGCCAAGGGCUUGAUCCUGGGCUACAAGCGCAGCAAAUCCAACUGCUAUGCCAAUUGCACGCUGCUGAAGAUUGAUGGAGUGCGUACCAAGGAGGACACACAGUUCUACAUUGGGAAGAGGGUCGCCUAUGUGUACAAGACCAAGAAGGAGGUGAAGCACUCCAAGUUCCGAGUGAUGUGGGGUAAGGUCCGCCGCUCCCACGGUAAUUCCGGCGUUGUGAGAGCCAAGUUUGUCAAGAACAUUCCGCCCAAGGCCUUCGGAGCCCCAUGUCGAGUGAUGCUUUACCCCAGCAGUUGGCUCAGCUGGGAGGCCGAAAGCGGGACUAGUCAAGCUCAAGCCAUGGCCGAGGCGGCAAAGGCAAAGGGGAAGAAGUUCGUCAAGAAGACCAAGCAGCCAGUGCGCCUGUAUGCCAAGGGCUUGAUCCUGGGCUACAAGCGCAGCAAAUCCAACUGCUAUGCCAAUUGCACGCUGCUGAAGAUUGAUGGAGUGCGUACCAAGGAGGACACACAGUUCUACAUUGGGAAGAGGGUCGCCUAUGUGUACAAGACCAAGAAGGAGGUGAAGCACUCCAAGUUCCGAGUGAUGUGGGGUAAGGUCCGCCUUCGGAGCCCCAUGUCGAGUGAUGCUUUACCCCAGCAGUAUCUGAGCUUGCUAUCCAUUGUAGAUGCGACACUUCAAGCCGACCUUCCCUGUGAGCAUAACGAGAAAUAUGGUCGGCUGCGCUUGCAUGCAGUUUCGGGUUCUGUCCGUAUGGCUGAACGUCUAGCAACGCGUGCACGACCCUUUUCUUUACAGCCCUUUGGCUUCAAGCUCCUGCUGCGGAUGCUUCCACGGCUGGGGCUCGGGGAAAGCGAGAGGGCUUGUGGCACUGCAACGGGGAUGCCCUCCACCGCGAAGCAUAGCCAGGGCGAAAGUUCACAGUUUGCUGGGCGGGUCACGUGCGUGUCCUUGGACUGGGCUUCACCGAUGGCAGACAAAGGACACCUCGAUGAAGCAAGCGAUGACUCAGCCAAGGAAAACCAGCUGCCGGUGAAGAAUACCUUCAUCCACUUCGCGAGUCCUGUCAGGACGCCACAUACUCAAGCCACGCCGAAGACGGUACCGCCACAUUUCGCCCCGGAGGAGGUAGGCGCUGACGAAGCUGGCUCUUCGGAGCCUGGGAUCGCUCCACUUCGCCUCUUCGAUUUCUUGCCGUCUCCACAGGCCCAGAACUUGCAGCCAUUGCGCCCAACGCAGCCUCGCGCCCCGCCUCAACUCCAGGCGGAAGCAAUCACAGCCAUGGCGGCUUUCCAUGCGGUUCAUGCGAUAAUGUCUUCUAUGCCGCCGCUGCCGCAGCUGAGUUCUGGAGGGGCCCCUGCGUUCCAGACACAGGGCCCUUCCUGCGAGCUUUGGCCUCCGGAGCCCUGCGCCAUGCCGUUCGAUGGUCCUCAGCCGGAAAAUUCCAUGAUGUACACAGAUGGAGGCGGUUCGCUCGGUGGGGCUUCCCAGGUCGCUGUUGAGCGUUCCCUGGUAUGCACAUGUCAUGUCCUGAGCAAGGAAAACAUAGCCUAG